AUCGUUUAUCCUAUUUAAUUAUUGUGAAUUCUCUCCUAUAAAUAUUUAUGAAUUAGAUGUGCAAGCUAUUACGUAUCCCCUACCCAUAUUAGGCUGUCUCCAUCACAAUGAAACAUCUUUCAACCUUUCAACCUAAUGUCCAAAAACAAAAUACCGCUACUAUUAAGGAACUUGACCUCUUUCCAGUAGCCCCCGAUCUAAGUUGUGUGCUCACCUUAGCUCUUCCUAUUUCAAUAGGUGGUGGUCUCAGUAGGAUUCAACGAGUUGGAUCGCGAUCUCUGGCUCCAAGAAAAGCCUCAAACGCUUCUACUUCUAGGAAGCGUAGAAAUCUCAUUCCAAAUUAUGAAAAGUUAAGCCCUAUCCUUCAAGCUGUGAUGCGGUUUGACCAUGUAACCAUGGAAGAAAAUCGACAUGCUAUGUCUUCAUCGACCUCACCUAUUCUUGGUGGGGAAUCGAUGCAAAAUCCCAUUGAUGUUGAUCUUCAAGUAGUGGGUCAACCAUCGUCGUCAACAAUCAAUAGUGUCGUGGACACCACACUGACACUUGGGAUUCCAGGAUUAACUACUCAUAGUUUUUCUAGAGAUAGAGGAGGGCAUGAACAAUAUAAUCUACAGUUGACACUAGGACGUGAAUGCCUCUUUUAAGACUAUGAAGGCCCAUGUAUCUUAUUUUAUGAUCUUUCUUUUGUAUAUUGGCUAGGUAGUCGACCUUUGUGGCUACCCUUUUAAAACAUCAAUUGAACUUUUAUAUGAACUUU
Lathyrus oleraceus (garden pea) is the source of this 757-nucleotide messenger RNA. RefSeq lists its product as uncharacterized. NCBI's taxonomy places the organism in Eukaryota, Viridiplantae, Streptophyta, Magnoliopsida, Fabales, Fabaceae. The transcript is spliced from 2 exons. Bases 108 to 644 code for a protein of 178 amino acids. The record is from RefSeq and is a predicted model, not a curated record.